UGAUGUUUUAAUUCUUGACAUGCUCUUCUCAGCAUGUUAUGCUAUUCAUUCUGGAGCUUAUGUUUGCAAAUUUUGUUGAAAAUUCAGUGAUGUCUUUGAAAUGAAAAAGUCCUCUGUGACAUAGUAUGAAUGUUUGUGUUGUGCAAAUUUGUGGCUUUGUUUUUUUUAAAUUUGUGUAGAAAGUUAAAUUUUUAUUAUUCAGAUUUUAAGUUUAUCUAAUCUAAUUGUGCCCAUUGGUUGUAUAAAUACGGACCAAUUUGGGAGAAUGAAAGUUGGCAAAUAUAUAUGGGUAUAUAUUUGACUCUGGAUUAUCCUUUACUCAAAGUUGUAAAUAAGAGGCUCACAUCAUCAGUAUCAUAAGUUUUAUGUUGCCAGUUCUUUAAAUGUGGAUAAUGAUCAGCAUUAUAUCUAUGAAUUUUUAUUACAGAAAGAGAAAAAUUCAGCCUCCAAACCUCUUCUUAGAGACUAAAUUAACUAUAUAUGGAAACUUUUAAAAACUAGAAAAUGACUGAUUAUUUUUAAUAGAGUUUAAUCAACUUAAUUAUUUUUCCCAGCUUGAAGCACUUAUUUCCCAAAUGUGAAUAAAGGGGAAAAGAUCAACAAUUUGGCCCUUUUUUUGUUGAGGCCGUUUUUAGUUUUUUGCCCCCAUUCCUCAAUCUUGUAUAGAAUGAAUUACGGGUAUCCUUAUAAUUCCUGUAACCCCUUUUUGAAGUCACAGAUACCUUUGAUAAUCUGAUGAAAGUGAUUAAUAACCCUUUCCCCAGAAAAAAAAAUAAGAUGCACAUACACAGGUAAUUUUGCUUGUAACCUCAGGGGCAUCACAUCUUCUAAACCAAGGAUCUCUGCCCUAAGUAAAUUCUAUAGGAAAAAAAAAAAACAAACUUGACAAUUGAUAAAAUUAGGAAGUAUUGGUUUAAACCAUUGGAAUUAUUGUUAGACGGUGGCCCCUACUAGCAAAAUGUGACAUUGCAACCAGCUUUGUUAGACAUUAAAACAUCCAGUUGAAAGAAAAAAGAAGCAAAGUUCUAAGAGCUAUUUAUAAGGAGUCAGGGCAUAACUAGACAUGGGAGCCAAUCCUGGUUCAAGACAGGGGUAAGGGUGCCUGACAACUUCUAGCAGGGUAGAGUUUAAUAAACUACAAUGCUCAGGAUGCCAAGGGGUUAGCCAUUAUCUUAACCCCUUUCUCACCAAAAGAUUUUAGUUUUGUCUAUUGGAAAACAAGAUUUCACUAGGAAAAAGAAUGAUUUGCCUUAUAACUUUGCUGGAACACAUCAGUUCGGUAACAUAUGGGACACCAGUAUUUUGGAAAGGUGCAUAAAACCAAAGUAAAUUAUUCUCUGUCUAGAAUAUUAUUUACUAGUAACAUUUGUUUGGAUGUAUUAGCUUUGACAAUUUUUACCAGUAAAUAUUCGUUUUAUUUAAAACUGGGAAUCCAGUUUAUAAAUAGUAUAAUUUCUAUAUCUGUUCUUUUUCCCAUGUAAAAAAUAGUUUAAAAAUGUAUGCAUACUUUUUACUUUUCUCUCUUAAUGCCAUGGAUGGGGGUGGGUCUUGUGGGGGGGAGAUUUUUAAGUCAAUAGCUGACAAAAUGUCUUCUCCAAAUUGAAACCAAGAAGCAGCACUUUAAGUCUAACUUGACACCGUUUUAGUGCAUGUCUUAGUUUUAAUAAUGAUUUUUGGUGCAUGCCUUUGGGCUUAUUCAAAAGUGUACAAAUAGGAAAGUAUAUUUCCUUUCUUAGAAAGGAGAUGUUUUUCUACUUUGCAACAUGUGAUUACAAAAUCUUCCUCUGUGGGAAGAUUAACCAUGUAUUGAACUACUGAAAAGUAUAUAUUUUUAGAUAUACAGAAAGAAUCUACAUGGAGCAGCAUUUAGACCUAUAUAGAGUCAGAGCAUUCUGUAUAGGACCAAAAAGGAAAUAACACUAAACACUUAAACAGACUUUGUUGGGUAGAAAUACCUUUAGAUUUUGCAAUGACUUCCAAAAAGAAAAUGCCACAGAAGUUUACUGGAAACUUUUGUUGUUUGAAUUUUCUCUGUCAGUGUAUUUAGCCCAAAUACAGAGUUUUGGGUUAACACAUAGGAAGAAUUUAAAAAACAAAAAAACAAACAAAAAAACAUUAAAUAGAUCCGUCUGGUUUGCCAGUACAGCUUGACUGAAAUAAUCACUUGCAAAAUGAAAAACUGUCCAACUCCUCUAAGGUUUAGACAAAAUAACCUUGGCUAUUGUGGGUAGAUAGACUCCCACUUUGAUUCUUGACCUGACAGUGAAGAUUCAUGCUUGACAUGAUUUCAAACCUGACAGUGUCUGUUUAAGGAGCUAUGGUACAGUUUGCUAAUUCAAUCCCAGAUACCUGUUGAUUACCUGUGAGAUCUAGAGUCCAAAGUAGCCAGCAGCCGUAUCCCUGAGUGUUCUGUGCCCAUCAGAUCUCUUAAGUAAGCAAGAUUGGGACAGGUCACAGCUCAGAUGAGUGACCUCAGGUGCUGUGAACAGCCCCAGAUUCAAGAAUUAUGUCUGCUUUCUUGGGAUUCAUCACUGAACUAAUGUCCCACAUGGUAUUACUUGCUGUAGAUGCUCUCUCAGAGGAGGCCCAGAGGAUACAUCCUAAUUGCUUGUGGUAUUCAGAGAGGGGGUGCUAACUCUGAUGCCCAGGCCAGAUUCCAGUUUAGGGAUGUGGGUCUUCUUUCCAUUCUAACUGGAAAUGUGCAUCACUUCCCAUUUUCCUUGUUAAUCUCAGUGCGAAUUGCACUACUCUGUUUCUUUGCCCAGGUCCCAAAUCUCUUAUGAUGCUGGUGUGUAUUAUUACAUGGGUCAAAUUCAUGCCUUACCUAAUGCACAAGAGUUGAGGAGUGAGAAGCUUGGUAUAAAACUGCUCUGGAGUAGGAGGGUAAACUCUUGUGAUGAUAUGGGGUGAUAUUGACUCUCUUUAAGCAUAAUUUGGGGAAUGUGCACUGGCCGGAGGCUUCCAGCCAUGAGGUGUGAGCUGAAAUAUUCCCUCUUUUCUUAUAGCAUGUUGAGAAAAUCUGUUGGGUUUUCAGCAGUCAGGGAAGGCCGGAGUUCUGCCGCUUUAAUCUGGGUAACUGAGGCUGGUUUGAGCAAGACUUUGGUUAAUUAACUGGGUUCUCAGAUGCCACAGACUCCGUGAAAAGUCACCAUUAUUUUCAAUGGUUGUGAUAGAAUUUCCCCCAGUAUCCAUUAUUUUAAAAUUAUAUUACAGAGUUGUUUUAUUUGAGCAUUUUGUGUGUACACAAUCCCAAACUGGAAGAAAUUUUUAAAAAAAAAAAAAAGGAAUCCUGCUGUGAAAGGUAUAUAUUACUCUAGAUUUUUCUUACUGUAAAUAUUGUAAGAUUGUAAUACUGUCGAUAUUUUAUUAACCAACAAAUGUUAAUCUCUGUGAAUUCAGACUUAUUUUAAAUGUGCUUCUUAUUUACUGUGUGUGGUCCCUGUUGCUGACAGUAUUAAGUUAUAUUCUGAUGUAAGAUUAACUUUAUUAAAGAAUGUAAACAUUAAUGUUUCCUUAUGGGAAAACAAAUAAAGUAUAAAGAAGACAAUUCUUUUAAUUAAAAUAUACUGUGUAUUUACACUUGCUAGACCCAGCACCACUUAAAAUUUAGUACACUAUUCAGAAUUUUAGUUAACACAGCUGACAUGGUUGUGCUCUGUUUAACAGUCUAAAAGUAGGUAUUGUUGGAAUACAAGCAGUUUGUAUUUGUCUGCUGUGAAUCAUAAUCUUGAAAUUUCUAAUCAAGUUUGUAAAAUUUUUAUAGUAAAACAUUUUAAAUGACAAUUUAAAAAUUUAUCUUCUCUAAAGAAUGGUCAAAACAAUAUCAUUUCAGAAAUAGAAUUGUUCUUUGCUAUCUUUCCAAAAUAACUUUGGUUAAAUGGACCAGAUGUAUAUUAGCUAAAAUGUAGGACAAAGUUGUGAUAUUCUUUGAGUUUACAAGUUAAUCCUUAUUGGAAAUGUGCCAAUUAUAUAGUAGAAUAUCAUUAAUUUGCACUGUUUGGGGACCCCAUUAAGAAUGUUGAAUUUUGCCAACUAAGAAGUAAGCAAAUGCAAUUUAAAAAGUAAAUUUGAGCAUUCUGUAUUAAAUAUGUGCAGUUAUUAUCACAUGAAGAAGCGCAGUGUGUCGGGCUGUAAUAUAACCAUACUUGCUGUCAUGUUCUCCCAUCUCAGUGCUGGGAAUUCACCAUGUGGAAACCAAGCAAAUGUGUUGUGCAUCAGCCGGCUUGAGUUUGUUCAAUAUCAAAGCUGAAACUAGCGAGGUCUGCUGUACUGCUUAUUGAAGUAUUGUGAUUCUUUUAGGCAUUGAUUCUUAUAAAAUAUAUACUGUAACAGUAUACUUUGUACAGAUUUAAAUUUUAUUUGAAAAAUGAAAUAAAGUAGGCAAAAAAUAAAGAUGUUUAUUUUUCAUGUGACUAUAUAAA
Suncus etruscus (white-toothed pygmy shrew) is the source of this 4421-nucleotide messenger RNA. RefSeq names its product IgA inducing protein (gene IGIP). Lineage: Eukaryota; Metazoa; Chordata; Mammalia; Eulipotyphla; Soricidae. The coding region runs from base 4088 to 4249 and encodes 53 amino acids. The record is from RefSeq and is a predicted model, not a curated record. The transcript has a single exon.